GCUGCGUCGUGUUCAUGCAUUUUACGCACGCGCGCGGGGGCUCGGCCCGCGCGACGUACGUGCUACGUGGCGAUAAACGUUACAAGAUGAUGAGGAGCGCGAGCGCGAGCGUCGAGCGUCGAGUCAGAGAUGUGCGGUAUGUUACGAUACGAAACGAUACGAUACGAAACGAAGCGAAACGAAACGAAACGGUACGGUACGGUACGGUGCGGUACGAUGACAAGCGAGCAGAAGGAGAGAGAGAGACGGACGGACGGAUGCACAGAGAGAUGCACAGAGAGAGCGCGAGAAAAGAAGUGAGAACAGAGAAGAAAGAAAAAGAAAAAUUGGAACGAUGAUGGAACAGUGGAAAAAGUUGCCUGAAAAGCGCCCCGCCCGACGCGUACCGAGUCGCGCCAUAGUACCCGUUCUGCGAGUGCUGUUGCUGGUGCUGCUGGUGCUGCGCGUGCUGCGGCUGCUGCUGCUGCUGCUGCUGCCCGACACCGCGCCCGCCCUGCGGCUGCCCAACCCCGACGCCGCCCUGGCCCACGCCGACGCCGACGCCGACGCCCACGCCCGCGCCGACGUCUUUCACGCCCUGCGCGUACGGCUUGUACGCGUUCUCCGGCGACGCCCCGCCCCCCGCGCGCUGCCCGAUCGGCGCGCCCCCCGC
This is a messenger RNA of Heterobasidion irregulare TC 32-1, 652 nucleotides long. RefSeq lists its product as uncharacterized. Lineage: Eukaryota; Fungi; Basidiomycota; Agaricomycetes; Russulales; Bondarzewiaceae. The record is from RefSeq and is a predicted model, not a curated record. Bases 15 to 338 code for a protein of 107 amino acids. The transcript has 2 exons.